AUGUACCACCCUGACACUGCGAAUGGGUCCAAGAUUGGAACGGUUAUCGAGCGAUGGCCGAGUCUAAGCAUUGCCAUGGUUGACUUGGUCUCAUCACUCCGGUUCUCUAACAGCGGGUAUUUUCAAGCCGCCUCGCCCAAAUGUUUUGUUAGAUCAGAUAAUGUCCCCAACGGCACCUAG
This is a messenger RNA of Trichophyton rubrum CBS 118892, 180 nucleotides long. RefSeq lists its product as uncharacterized. The transcript has a single exon. Bases 1 to 180 code for a protein of 59 amino acids. Lineage: Eukaryota; Fungi; Ascomycota; Eurotiomycetes; Onygenales; Arthrodermataceae. The record is from RefSeq and is a predicted model, not a curated record.